CUGUUUUUCUCCUCCAUGCCUAAAAUAGAGGUGGAACAGAAAGUUUUCUUGUGCCCAGGGCUCCUGCGUGGCGUUUAUCAGAGCGAGCAUCUGUUCGAGUCGGACCACCAGUCGGGAGCUUGGUGCAAAGACCCCCUCCAGGCCUCGGAUAAGAUCUAUUACAUGCCCUGGACGCCAUAUCGCACAGACACCCUCACCGAAUACUCCAGCAAAGAGGAUUUCAUCGCAGGAAGACCCACCACGACCUAUAAGCUCCCCCAUCGGGUGGACGGCACCGGGUUCGUCGUCUACGACGGGGCACUGUUCUUCAACAAGGAGAGGACCAGGAAUAUCGUCAAAUUCGAUUUGCGCACUCGCAUCAAGAGUGGUGAGGCUAUCAUCGCUAGCGCAAACUACCACGACACUUCGCCGUAUCGCUGGGGAGGCAAGUCUGAUAUCGAUCUGGCAGUGGAUGAGAACGGACUGUGGGUGAUUUACGCCACGGAGCAAAACAACGGACGGAUCGUAAUCAGCCAGCUCAACCCGUAUACGUUACGUGUGGAGGGAACUUGGGAUACGGCCUACGACAAACGCUCCGCUUCCAACGCCUUCAUGAUCUGCGGGAUCCUGUACGUGGUCAAGACUGUCUAUGAAGAUGACGAUAGCGAAGCCACCGGGAAUAAAAUCGACUACAUCUACAACACGGAGCUGAGCAAAGACGGCUAUCUGGACAUCCCCUUCCCCAACUCAUACCAGUACAUCGCUGCCGUGGAUUACAAUCCCAGAGACAAUCUGCUCUAUGUGUGGAAUAACUAUCACGUGGUCAAGUAUACGCUGGAUUUCGGAGUCCUGGACAAUAGGCUAGAAACCUCCUCCUCAGGAAAUGUCUUAAUGGACACGACAACGACACAUACCACGACUCGCCCAUUUACAGCCAGCACCACGACCGCCUCCACCUCCACCAGUUCCACCACGAAUAGCAGCACCCGAUCUCCCUCCACAACACCUGUGGCCCCGCGCAGCACCACCACAAACCGGCAGCCGGCGGCUCUCCCCGAGGUCACUGCUCGCUCUGACCCGUCCUCCGUCCUGCCCAACAUCGCUGAGGAGUUCUGCAGCCCCGUCACCAACUCCUCUAUCACCUGGCCCAGAACACGGCAGGGCCUCGUGGCCAAGCAGCCCUGCCCACCGGGAACCAUCGGGAUGGCUGUGUUCUCCUGUCAGGGGCCCGAGGGACUGUGGGACCAGCAGGGGCCCGACCUCAUCAACUGCUCCUCCACAUGGGUCAACAUCAUCAACCAGAAGAUCCGAGCGGGUGAACCUGCGGCCAUAAUCUCCCGUGAGCUUUCCGAACAGACCAAGGGUCACAUCCACGCGGGUGACAUCACCUACACUGUCCGGGCCAUGGGUCACCUGAUCGACCUGCUGGACGUCCAGCUCAGGAAUCUCACCCCCGGAGGAAAGGACAGCGCCGCCCGGAGCCUCAACAAGCUGCAGAAAAGGGAGCGCUCGUGUCGAUAUUUCGUCCAGGCGAUGGUGGAGACGGUGAAUAACCUGCUGCAGCCACAAGCGAGGGAGGCAUGGAUGGAGCUGUCGAGCGGAGAUCAGCUGCGAGCCGCCACCAUGCUGCUGGACACUGUCGAGCAGGGCGCCUUCGUUCUCGCAGACAACCUGCUGAAGACCGACGUGGUGCAGGAAAACACCGAAAACAUCCAGCUGGAGGUGGCGAGGAUGAGCACAGACGGAAAUCUUCCCGAUCUGAAGUUUCCACAGACGGGAGGCCAGGGAAACGCCAUCCACCUGUCAGCCAACACGCUCAAACAACACGGCAGAAACGGGGAGAUCCGGAUGGCGUUUGUGCUGUACAAGCAUCUGGGUUCAUAUCUGUCCACUGAAAACGCCAGCAUGAAGUUCAGCAGCGAGACGUUAAACACAAACUACUCUGUCAUCGUCAACUCUCCCGUCAUAACAGCAGCCAUCAAUAAAGACAGUAACAAAGUCUACCUGUCCGACCCCGUCAUAUUCACCGUGAGACAUAUUCAGCAGUCAGAGGAGAAUUUCAACCCCAACUGUUCGUUCUGGAGCUACUCGAAGCGCAGUAUGACGGGCUUCUGGUCGACGCAGGACUGCCGGCUGCUGGGAACAAACCGAACACACACCACCUGCUCCUGCACACACCUCACCAACUUCGCUGUGCUCAUGGCUCAUGUGGACGUGCAGCCGGCAGAACCGGUUCAUUGUCUGCUGCUGGACGUCAUCACGUGGGUGGGCAUCCUGCUGUCUCUGGUCUGUCUGCUCGUCUGCAUCUUCACCUUCUGCUUCUUCCGUGGCCUGCAGAGUGACAGAAACACCAUCCACAAGAACCUGUGCAUCUCGCUCUUCAUCGCUGAAACACUCUUCCUCACCGGCAUCAACCGUGUGGACCAGCCCAUCGCCUGCGCCGUCUUCGCGGCUCUGCUGCAUUUCUUCUUCCUGUCUGCGUUCACGUGGAUGUUUCUGGAAGGCGUUCAGCUCUACAUCAUGCUGGUGGAGGUGUUCGAGAGCGAGCAUUCACGCAGGAGGUAUUUCUACCUGGCCGGAUACGGCAUUCCUGCGCUCAUCGUGGCUGUUUCUGCCGCAGUGGAUUACCGCAGUUACGGGACGGAUACAGUGUGCUGGUUGCGGUUGGAUACUUAUUUCAUCUGGAGUUUUAUAGGCCCUGCCACACUCAUCAUCAUGCUGAAUGUGAUCUUCCUGGGAAUCGCUCUCUACAAGAUGUUCCACCACACCACCAUCCUGAAACCAGACUCUGGCUGCCUUGAUAACAUCAAAUCGUGGGUGAUCGGAGCCAUCGCUCUGCUCUGUCUGCUCGGCCUGACCUGGGCGUUUGGUCUGAUGUACGUUAACGAGAGCACGGUGAUCAUGGCGUACCUCUUCACCAUCUUUAACUCGCUGCAGGGCAUGUUCAUCUUCAUAUUUCACUGCGUCCUGCAGAAGAAGGUGCGUAAAGAGUACGGGAAGUGUCUGCGGACUCACUGUUACAGCGGGAAGAGCGUGGAGUCGUCCAUGGGUUCGGUGAAGAGCUCGUCAUCACGCGGCCCGGGACGAUACUCCUCUGCGUCGCAGAGCCGAAUCCGCCGCAUGUGGAACGACACGGUGAGGAAGCAGUCCGAGUCUUCAUUCAUGGCUGGAGACAUUAACAGUGCAGCGACACUCAACAGAGGUGCCAUGGCCAAUCACCUCAUCCCAAACUCUCUGCUGCGCGCUCACGCCUCUAACAACCCCUAUAACACCUUACUGGGCGAUUCAGCCAUCUAUAACAACCCCACCCUCAGCAUGUACAACACUCAAGAGCCCUACAGAGAGACAAAGGGAAUCCUGAACAAUGCUCGGGAUACAAGUGCCAUGGAUACUCUACCACUGAAUGGUAACCAAGGCAACAGCUACAGCUUAGCUAGUGCCGAUUACAUGAGAGACUGCGUGCAAAUCAUGGGCCGCACGUACAACGUACACGAAGAGACCACGCUGGAGAAACGCAUCCUGAAAGAGCUCACCUCCAACUACCUGCCCACCUACCUGAACAACCACGGCCACACGGCCGAGCACGGACGCAACCUCAUGAACAAGCUGGUUAACGAAGUCAGCAAUGGAGGCGGGGUCAAAGACUCGCACAUGCUGCCUGUCAAUCUGACGUUGGGUUUGGACGACUCUGUGUCUCUCCCACAUGAGGACUGUCUAGGGCUGGAGCUGAUCAGGGAAGAGUCCAAUGCACCCUUGCUUCCACGCCACAUCCAGCCUCUUCCCUCCACCUUCAGCUCGGCUUCUUCAUCGAGACGGCGCCUUCCGCAAGACAACAGCGAGAGUUUCUUCCCUCUGCUGACAGAGGAGCAAACGGAAGAGACUCCAUCGCCGCAGAGAGACUCGCUCUACACCAGCAUGCCCACGCUCCCCGACCCCGAGCGCUCUGACAUGCAUUCGCUGCCUCGCAGCGGUGACAUGCACACGCUCCCCAGAAGCGGUGAGCCGGACGACGUGUAUUAUAAGAGCAUGCCCAACUUGGGCUCGCGUAACCAUCUGCACCAGCUGCAUAGCUACUACCAACUGGGCCGCGGCAGCAGCGAAGGCUUUAUCGUCCCACCAAAUGAGGUUUCCCCUGAAGAAACACCAAGGGAAACCGCUCACAUGGUCACCAGCCUAUAGAGGGCGCCAAACCCAGUCGCAUUCACACCCGUAACCCAUGACAUUUCGACCUCUGCUGGCUCUUCUACGUUUCUGUACUGUUCUGUCGUCCGCAGUUGUUCACUUUAGCUUUUCUGUGUCCGCAGAGAAAUUAACUGCACCAACAAAC
Carassius auratus (goldfish) is the source of this 4306-nucleotide messenger RNA. Its product is annotated as adhesion G protein-coupled receptor L3-like. Gene Ontology annotation, molecular function: G protein-coupled receptor activity. Gene Ontology annotation, cellular component: plasma membrane. The record is from RefSeq and is a predicted model, not a curated record. NCBI's taxonomy places the organism in Eukaryota, Metazoa, Chordata, Actinopteri, Cypriniformes, Cyprinidae. Gene Ontology annotation, biological process: adenylate cyclase-activating G protein-coupled receptor signaling pathway; cell surface receptor signaling pathway.